UGUUGACAAUUGAAAUCGUAUUCACUUGACGGUAGAAAAUAUUGCUUUUAUAAUGUGUUCACUACCGGCGCAAAGUUACUAUGUUUUACCACACAAUCAAAAUCACAAUCAGAUUCUGUCGCGAACUUUAAGAGCGGCAAACUCUGACAUGUCUUUUACUGAUGGCUGGCAAACCUCGAGCUCACACUUAUAUCCAUCCAACGUCUCAUCAUUGAUGCCAAUCGACUCUCAAGAGAUCCAGUCAUCCGUUUAUUACGACACCACUCCAAGCGCUACUAAUCUUAAUGGAGAUAAU
Molecule: messenger RNA, 295 nt
Organism: Oppiella nova
Lineage: Eukaryota; Metazoa; Arthropoda; Arachnida; Sarcoptiformes; Oppiidae
Source: the annotation of a GenBank genome assembly